AAUACGUGUUAUAUAUAUAUAACACCCCAUAUUGCAUUGCUCAACAAACAAACCCAAACACUUCUUGACCUAAACAUUUAUUUGAUCCGACUUUUGGCUUUAGAGUUUAAGGUUCGCGUUCUCGGGUAUAGUAAUAUGGCAUCAAAAGAAGGAGCAGGGAACCUAGAGUGGAGGAUAAAUGUUGACAAUGGAGCAACCGAGAGAUUGGUUCCUAAAUCAGGACCUAGUAUAAGAAUCUUUCUUUGGCUAAAGGGUUUAGUAAUGAAGGUAAUUCUGGAGCGACUCUCAAAGUUUAUGAGGAAGACCUGGAAGAUUGGGGCAGAUGAUCCGGCAAAAGUGGUUCAUUGUCUGAAAGUAGGACUUGCACUUUCAUUAGUCUCAAUCUUCUAUUACAUGAGACCUUUGUAUGAUGGAGUUGGAGGAAAUGCUAUGUGGGCUAUCAUGACUGUUGUAGUCGUCUUUGAGUCCAAUGUCGGAGCAACAUUCUCAAAAUGUGUGAACAGAGUGGUGGCAACUAUAUUAGCUGGAUCACUAGGCAUUGCUGUUCACUGGGUUGCAAAUCAAUCAGGAAAAGCUGAGAUUUUCGUCAUUGGAUGCUCUGUUUUUCUCUUUGCUUUCGCAGCUACUUAUUCGCGGUUUGUGCCUUCAUUCAAAGCCAGAUUCGACUAUGGAGCGAUGAUCUUUAUCCUCACAUUUAGCCUUGUCUCAGUAGGCGGUUACCGAGUAGAUAAGCUGGUUGAUAUGGCUCAGGAAAGAGUAUCAACUAUUGCUAUUGGAACAUCUAUUUGCAUUAUCAUCACUGUCUUCUUCUGUCCAAUAUGGGCAGGAACUCAGCUUCAUCGCCUUGUUCAACGUAAUUUUAUAAAACUUGCUGACUCAUUAGACGGCCGUGUAGAAGAGUACUUCAAGAAGAAAGACGUCUCUGAGAAUGAAGAUGAAGAAACUAACAUGAAGUUGCAAGGAUUCAAAUGUGUACUAAACUCUAAGGGAACAGAGGAAUCUAUGGCGAAUCUAGCUAGAUGGGAACCUGCACAUGGAAGCUUUAACUUCAGGCAUCCAUGGCAACAAUAUGUAAAGAUAGGGGCUGCUAUGAGGAGAUGUGCUUAUUGCCUUGAGAAUCUUAGUAUCUGCAUGAAUUAUGAAACAGAGGUACCAGACCAGGUCAAGAAACACUUCGGACAAGCUUGUGUGAAACUGAGCUCAGCUUCUUCAAAAAUCUUGAGAGAAUUAGCAGAAAUGAUUAACAACACGAGAAAAUCUUCGAAGAUGGACUUCUUGGUGUUUGAUAUGAACACAGCAGUUCAUGAGCUUCGAGAAAUAUUAAAGACUGUUCCAGUUGCAACGAACAAACCCGAAGAAGGAGAUAGUAAUGAAGACAGAACCAUGCCGAUGAGCGUACAUGAAGUACUUCCUGUUGCCACUUUGGUCUCGUUGUUGAUUGAAAACGCAGCUAGGAUUCAAAAAACGGUCGAAGCAGUGGAUGAACUUGCAAAUCUUGCAGAUUUCAAACAAGAUUCAAAAAAGAAAACCGGAGACAACAAGGCUAAACAACCACCACAAAGUUCCUAAGUUGCUCUAAAUCAUACAACGAAAACUCAACGGACAUAAAGAUUUUAAACCGGAGUUUUCAUGUAUAUAUGUAAACCACCUUUUAGUAUAUGAGUUUCUAACCGAAGUUUUCUUAGGCAUAGGUUUUUAAGGCCAAAAAACAAGCACUCCCUCCGUUUCACAUUUUAUCUUAAUGCACAAAAAUUAAAAAUUUUAGUUUUUACUAAAAAAUAGUUUUAAAAAUAUAAUUUGAAAAUUAUUCAACCAAUUACAUAAAUGACUGUAAUAUCUAAUUGACUACACAGUUUUUAAUAAAGAUAAAAUAACAUAAAAAUAUCAAAACAUCAUCUAUUAUGAAACAACAAAAAUCUUCCAAAACAUCAUCCAUUUUGAAACGGAAAGAGUAAUAAGAUAUAACCUCUAAUUAAAUCUUGAUAUAGACCAUAAAGAAAAAAAGAAAAACUAUAAAUCUUGAUAAUGUUGGGAAUUGGGAUCCAUGAUCCUUACAGUGCCACCAUAUCAAACAAGAAAUGAGAUCAAUAGGGGAAAAUAAAACCAUAACUAGACAUUGGCCAGUUAUGCAUGAACUGUUUAGCCUGCAAAACAAAACCUAGUAGUUUAUAUUGUUGGACUUUAGAAAGUUUUAUAUGGGCCUAAUAGUCAUACAAGGCCCACAUCGAUAAACCUCAUUUGGGUCAUUUUUUCAAGUUUGUAAAUCGCUAUUUGUUUUUCUCCUUCCUAAACAGUUGGGAACGAUUUUUCUCCGGCGCAUCUCCUUGUCCUCUCGCUUCGUCGUCUGUGAAUCGAUUCAGUAAUGUCACGAGCCACGUACAUAGUGGGUGCCCUUGCGGGAUCUGCUGUUGUAGCCUACAUCUGUGACAAAGUCAUUUCUGAUGAUAAGAUCUUCGGAG
Molecule: messenger RNA, 2459 nt
Organism: Brassica napus (rape)
Lineage: Eukaryota; Viridiplantae; Streptophyta; Magnoliopsida; Brassicales; Brassicaceae
Product: aluminum-activated malate transporter 10-like
Exons: 7
Coding region: 136-1569 (477 amino acids)
Biological process (GO): malate transport
Cellular component (GO): plant-type vacuole membrane
Source: RefSeq, a predicted model, not a curated record